UCCUGGCUAUCUGGUGGCUGUGUCUGGCCUAUCACUGUGAGCCCCGGCGCCCUUGACGCUCCAGUACACUUGUUGCUGCCCAGUACACCACUCUCAUAACUCACCAGUAGCCCCCUCACCGCUCUCAUAACUCCCCAGUACCCCCCCCCUCACCGCUCUCAUAACUCACCAGUACCCCCCUCACCGCUCUCAUAACUCACCAGAACCCCCCCUUACCGCUCUCAUAUCUCACCAGUCCCCCCCCUCACCGCUCUCAUAACUCACCAGAACCCCCCCUUACCGCUCUCAUAACUCACCAGUACCCCCUCACCGCUCUCAUAACUCACCAGUACCCCCUCACCGCUCUCAUAACUCACCAGUACCCCCCUCACCGUUCUCAUAACUCACCAGUAGCCCCCUCACCGCUCUCAUAACUCACCAGUACCCCCCUCAUCGUUCUCAUAACUCACCAGUAGCCCCCUCACCGUUCUCAUAACUCACCAGUACCCCCUCACCUCUCUCAUAACUCACCAGUAGCCCCCUCACCGCUCUCAUAACUCACCAGUACCCCCCUCACCGUUCUCAUAACUCACCAGUACCCCCUCACCUCUCUCAUAACUCACCUAGCUAACUCUUUCACUAACAAAUUAGUUGACAAAUCUGAGUGAUAAUCUUUCACGAUUUGAAAACCGCAAUGAUUGUUGUAUGAGAAGACUGGAGGUUGUGUUGACCAUAAGUGUACGAGGCUGAUGUUACGGGCAGCCCACAAGCACGUGUGUGACGGCAUGGUGAUGGUGGUGGUGGUGGUGACGCUGGCAGCCCUCGUCACAGCAGGAUCGUCGGAGAGAAGUGACGGAGGUCUCUCCCAGGGAGUUGGACGACGACCAGGACUGUCUCCGUGUCUUGAAGAUCCUCACCGGUGUGAUGGGAGCGGCUUGGCGCACUUCCCCCUGGGUGAGACCUGGAGGUACUCCUUGGGGGGCUGGUGGGACCUGAGACUGGACUCCGGCUCCCUAAAGCCCACCACCUCCAGCAGGAGGGCCACACUGGAGGGCCUCGCUGCCAUCACCAGGGAGUCCCCCUGUCGGCUCAGAGUGGCGCUUAGGGAGACCUUCUUCAGCGACUGGCAGCGGGACGGAGCAGAGAUGGUUGAGACGUGGGUGGUGGUGGAUGGUGGGAGCAUAAGAGCAGUGUGUGGUGGGCAGGAGGCCGGGCAGUACCCUGGUGCCCAGCGCACUGCCCACAUUCACUCCCUGGCCCGGAGCAUUGUGUCUGCGGCCCUGAGCAUGGAUCCUAAGCUACACGACCAGCGCUUCACACUCACUGAAAGUGAUCAGUUUGGUGAGUGCGAGACGGAGUACGACACUGGCGGAGUGUGGCCGGGCGGGUAUGAAGUGGUGCGGACCAGAGACCUGGCCCGGUGUCGCCCCACCUCCGGACCGGCCAACAAGGGCUUGUCAUCACUCACUACUGAGGCGGUGUGGGAGUGUCGCCAGCAGUUCGUGACCCAAGGUAGUGAUGAACCUGUCCUGGAGAAGGUGACGUGCAGCCAGUCACUCACGCUUCCAGACGCCGCCACCUUGGCCUCCAGCCUCACCCUCACCUUCCUAGACGCGCGCCCUCGCCACCACCACGCCCACAGUCACCCAGCGAGGAUGCAGGAGGUGGACUUGGAGAGAGAGGUGGCUCCCGGGCCGUCCACCACGGACCUCACCGCCCAGGUUCGCACCCAUCUCACCCACUUGUGUACGUGGCUGGCCCGCCGGGUCACCACCCAGGCCGCCACUACCUACCCGCACUUGGUGACACACUUGAAACAUCUGCCGACGGAGACGAUUGUGCAGCUGUACACGGAAGUUAACACCGGCAGGAUCUGCCCGCAUCACCCACGGGUCAGGAGCGUGUACUCUGCUGCGCUGCGCGACGCGUCGUCUGCGAAUGCAGCAGCCGCCAUGUGCCAUCUGAUGACGUCUGCGGCUGCUGUGUUUACCCCAAGCUGGACGGCGUCUCUCGCUAAUGUUCAACAUCCUACAUCAGAGGCUCUUCAUACGUGCGCGGAUCUACUGGACGGUGAUCACUGGGAAUCAUCUGUGUUGGGUGUGACGGCCAUGGCGGGUAAUGGGGCGAGGACGGCCUCUCAGGGCAGGAUAGGCCUCCACUGUAGUCCUCGUGACUCCCGCUGUAUUGAAGAGGAGGAGAGAGCGAUGAGGGAGGCGCUGGACGCCAUCACUAGGAGGCUGGUACUGAGGCUCAGGACCCACCACGCUGCCAGCGACACUCACCAGAUGUUGCUGACCAUUCAUGGUCUGGGUAACGUUGGUGGGUAUGGCAGCGAGGCGCAGGAGGAGCUGCGGGAGCUUGGUGCCGGGGAGAGCCUCCACACCGCCGCCGUGCGCCUGGCGGCAGUCACGGCUCUGGGCAAAGGUCCCUGCUCCACACAGAUAAGGAACUGGUUGAAAUGGGAGAUUCUCAACGAGACCGUCGAUGCCGAGCUGCGGGUGGCGGCCUUCCAGUCCCUGCACUCGUGCAGCCCUGGUGAGGCUCAGCAAGUCGCCUCCCUCAUCAUUAACAAGGAGUCUAGUACACAAGUCAAAUCAUACGUGAGUGGUUUUGUGAGCGAGGAAGAAAGUGGUGGAGAUUCCCGGCAGUUGUCCCGGCACUUAGUGGCCAACCUCACCGCUCUUCUGGGCCUUCCACACACUAUCCUCGAAACAGAUAUUGUUUUUCAAAACUCUUUUCUACCUCGAAGUAUUGCAUUCAACUUGACAUCUGCGUUAUUGAAGCAUUUUGGUGGAAGCGCCCAGCUUGGUGGACGCCUCGAGAACUUGGAGGAGCUGAUCCAGUCCUUAUUUGGUCAUAAGGGCCAAGUUGGCGGGUCAUUACAGGAGUGGGUAUUGACUCUGCUCCAGAAGGCACAGGAGCUCUUCACCCGGGCCUCCGAGGAGUUCGUCAAUGCCCACCAGAGGCACAAGAGGAGCUAUAGUCUGUCUGACGUUCCAGAGCUGCUAAGAAAGGUGAAGCAGGAGGUGGUGACGGAGCUGCGCGGGUGGGUGUUGGCGGGGCUGGGCGGCACCACCCGCUUCUUCUCCACCUUUGCCCUCGACCCCCUCGCUCUACAGUGGCACCAACUCCUAACCUCCUGGCUCGACCACCUUCUUCUGACAUCAUAUUCGUCUCUCCUUCAGUCAGAUGUGGAAGUGACGAGUGGGUGGGCCGAGGUUGAUGAGAGUGUGUGGUCGUGGAGCGUGGUGGGGACGCCUCUGAGGCUCUCCCAGCACCAGGGGGGACUGGUCUCUCUGGCAGCCGCUUCUCGUCUCGACCUCCUUAGGUUGCUCACUAACCCCAGUGCAUCCACCCUCUACAUGGCGCUCAAGCCUAGUUUGGGAGUGUACUCCUUGAGACGGCUGGCAGUCGCAUCUCUGACGGGUGAUGUCACAGCCUCCUCCUCCAUGCUGGCGUCUGGCGCCGUGGACGUCUCCGCCACCUUGGUGGUCCAGGGUGGGGACAAUAUGGAGCUGAAGCUGGAUAUUCCUAGAGAGUCCUUCCAUGGCUACUCGGCUCAGAUCACACACAGUCUGCAGUCUGCAGCAGAUGAAAGCGCUGACGACACUGACACAGUCAGCGCUGAUGAUGACAGCAGUGCUGAGGGUGACGUCCAGUGCUCAGAUGAAGACGAUGUCACACUUGGACUUGUGGAAGGCGUGGGCGAGGAGCAGCUGGAGGCUGGUGCCCCACGCUCCAGCAGGAGGAGUGUCUGCAACAGUGCUCUUGAAGCCAUGCUGGGUAUUAAGUACCAAGCAGACACAGAGUGGACGCGAAGCAAGCACGUCGCGGUAAUAAGGACGCGAAGCUUCCUUCGCAAGAGUGAGAGAGACAUCACUGGAUACAAAAUGGGUUUCUCGUGGAAAAAUCCAGGUGUUAAUUCCAUGUUUCUGGACGUGCAUGUUGAGGUUGAAGGGUCCAGCGUGGAGAAGAAGGCCGGCCUCAUCUUCGGACUUACCUACAGUCCACACUUCACCUUCAAGCUUCAACUACUCAGCCAGAAAUUCUCGGCCUUUGCAGAAACCUCGGUUGUCAACGACCCUAACCUCAAGCGUAUAGAGGGCCACAUAGGCCUGGGCAGCAUGGUGUACGGGGUCAAGGCCGAGCUGUUGAUGGUGACGGACGGCGGCCAUGUGAGCGUGAAGCCUCGCCUGGUGGUAGCCUACCCGGGGCAGCAGGAGGACGCCUUACUAGAGGGUUAUGUUGCCCGCUACUUCUCCGACAAGGUCACCAGUGUCACCCUUGACCUCUUCUCUGAAGGAACACUCAAGGAAUACCUUGAUGUUGCUCUCAAAGGAACCGCUGAGGUGAGACACCCGCCUCACAUGGACACAGUCGUCACCCUCAAGAAUGUCCAUCUCUCAUCCCCAUUCUUCUCCCUGGGGCUGGAGGCUGCCUGCUCUCUCAAGGACGAUGCUCUCGAAGGCAAAAUUCAGGUGACGUGGGAUGGACAAGUGGUGAUGGUGGACGUUGGAGUGAUGAGCCAGAGGUCUGGCGACGAUGACCAACACUUCACAGUCAACUUUGAGAUGCUGCUUCCCGACCACCCGCACCUCGACACAAGGCUCCUCUCCUUCACUCACAUACACACCUCAGAGGUCAACAAUAACCUGACCUUAACCAUCGGACCCGAGGACAGUCGCAGAGUAUUCCAACUUAGUCAUUCAACAGAGUGGAAGUUAAGGAGGGCAGCGGAGGGCAGCACGCACCAUCGCCCUCCCUUCACCGCCCUCGCUGCCUCCCUCCUCAACAGCCUCAACAUAAAGUGUUCGGAUGGGAGCUUGGACUGGACCAUCGAGCACCAGCUGCAGCUCUCAGACAGGUCCCUGGACAACUGUGUCCGGGCCAAGAUUGGUGAAGAAUCCCACACAUUUACAGCCAAGUUUUACGACCAGUCACAACACCUCUUUAAAUACCACAUUGAGCUAGAGAUCAGUCUUCCAGCAUGGCACUUCAGCUACGUGGACAUGCUAGAACAACGUGCAGGAGGCGAGAUGGUGGGACACAGCACCACCGUCAUGCCGUCUGGCAGAGUCCACACCUCAUCCUCCAGAUAUUUCAAGAGCAAUGUUAAUAAUACGUUUAUCUUUGAAUUUUCUUAUGACAUUCUUGUCAGGGAUGGCCUUCGAACGUGGAAAAUAUUAAUGGAGGAAUCGUUUGAGUGGUCAGGAAGACAUAUAAGCCUGGAGGCAAGUGUAAGGGAAGGGGAAGAGGCUGUCACAGGCCUGGAGGUCUCCCUCAAGGGACUCAACUCACCUCAAGUUGACUUCUACUUUAAACAUUUUGUGAGGGACUUAUACAAGUGCCAAGCCUCGCUGAAGAGUGAGGGACAUGAGACAGAUCUCGGAGUCACUCUCCUCAUCAUUCCUUUCAACAGGGAGAUUACGAGUAAAGUUGUGUUGGACCACGACCAGUGUACAGGUGGAUCUGUGGAUGGGGAGGUGAAGUGGGACGCCCGGGGCGACGCCUCCAGGACCCUCGCCCUAUCCUCCCUCCUCAACCUCCCCAGGGAUGGCCAGCCUUUGGAAAUUCGUGGACAGUUUUCGUUGCUGGGAUGGCAGUGGGAGACAGUGUUGAAGGUGGCGCUGGGACGGCAGGUGGGCGACACCCACUGGGUCACCUACCUCCUCAUCUUCCCUGAUACCUCCAGAUUUAACUUCGGAUCACAACUUGGGUUUGUAGUUGCUGAAAAUAACCUGAAUAUCACGACUAGAUUUGAGAUACAUUUGCCGUCUGGGGAAACACACAAUAUGUCUCUGGCAGCCGACGGACAGCUGAGAGGAAGUGACCUGGAGGACGCAACUCUCACAUUCAGUGUUGAGUCUCCUGUUACUGAACACAUCGAGCUCUAUCUUCACAUUGUAAACCAGAUAUCCAAGAGCAGAAGUAACGUUGGAAUGACAGUGAAGGCGUUCUCUGCGGCCAGCUACUGGGAGCCGGUCAAUGUUAAGACAGUGGGAGCCUGGGAUGGCACCACCAUCAACGUUGAGGUGGUCGGCAGCUUGGGCACCACUUCUCUUAACUUUGAAGGCACAGGAUCCUACAUGCUUGUUGAUGAAGAACAUCACGUGUCUGGCUUCGUUGAGCUGAGGAUUCCUUCAUUAAAAUCUUGGAAGCAGCUGAGGUCAUCAAUGGAAGGAACAUUCAGUGUGGCCCACAGCCCUGGAAGACUAAAGAUGACUCACGUUAUAAUCAUAGAGAAGGAUAAAAAAGAAGUGUUCAACAGCGACGGGGAAGUGAUGGUUCAUGUCCCCGAGGUAGAGGGCCGCCUGCGGCUGACCCGGAGCGGAGCCUCAGAGAGUAACCACGUGUAUACCCUGCAGGGAACUUUCAUCGGGAAGGAACUAAAACUUGAGGUAAGAGGAGAGAUCGACGAGGUGCCGCUGGUGAUCACUUUCCACUACGUAGACGGCCGCCAGGUGACCGUCUACGCCACCUACCGGGAGGAUGGAUACUUCACUUUGUCCAUUACAACUGAACUUAAAAACAUCAGCAUUGGCAUCAGGAAGGGGAACGGAACGUCGUACUCGCUGACCACGGAGGGUCUGGUGGAGCUGCGAGGACAGAGGACGAGGAUGCACCACCAGCUGGCCAUCACCCCGGAGACAGCGUCCUCAGUGCUUACACUCUCGCCCUUCCUCGGCCAAGCUUUUAUGCUGACAAGUAAUCGCACGAAAAUGUCCCUGAACCACUGGAGUACGGACGUCUCCCUCAACUGGGGAGAGAGAACCUUCACCUACCGCGAUGAGGUGAGCUUCCCCAGCCUCACCAACUGGUUUGUGAAGAUUGAGAUCGACGCCCCGGCCUUAAACAUGCAGGAGGUGAGGUUUGAGGUGGAAACUUCUGGUGAGGGAGGCGGAGAGCAGGCUGUUCAGGUGGUGUUCCAGGAGGAGAAUGUCACUCUUCACAAAGCCAGGUUGGUGUUCUUCAAGUACGACUCCGUGGAGGAGAUGGCGUGGCGAGCGGGCGCCAAGGACCUCGUCCUCGCCUCUAAGGUCUACAGGGACCUCCUCAUCUCCCACACCAUAAGUCUUCCUCACGGUGGCUUAGAGAUAGUGAGCAACAUGACGGUGGGCGAGACUCCAGUGAUCGGGGUGGGCGUGAAGGUGACCCCACACACGCGAGCCCUCAUUCUCUCCGUCUGCACCACCGGUGACGAAUGUGUUCGUCUCCACGCCCACGCCCACGCCCAGGCUACGCCCUCAACCAGGACCUACUCCUUGGCUGCUCAUGCCCUCAACUCUCUAUUUUGGCGGAGCCCGGAGGACCCUCUCGUGCAAAACUCCGUCACUUUCAUGGCCGAAGAAACAGCUGAGAAGGUUGUGGUGUCGUGUGGAGUGCGCCGUGUGGAGUGCGAGCAGGUGAGCUGCGACACCACCUCCACCCUGCGCCUGCUCCACGCUACCAUCCACAUCACUCCAAACACUCUCGACUUUCUCGUGGAUACGACUAAUCGCACUGUAGAGCUCAGGACUGUUGUCCGAGGGAGUCCAGGAGACCAGGCCACUGUGGCGACCCUUCCUGGUGGACGCCUGGUGGAGGCGUCCACCCUGGACACUCGUCUGUGGAUGGACCGAACUGGGGACCCCGAAGGUGUGAUCAACUGGAACUGCAGUGUGGUACAUUACGCGUCAGCCAGGGCAAAAGAGUGGGUCAUUCACUCAUCUCUUCAUCAUCGCUCCUUCAACAAGGUUGUGAGAGUGAAUGGUACCAUCGUUGCUGCCCCAACGUCCAAGUCUGCAGCACUGUUCCUGGACCUUUUCACCCGUAAUGAAGACUCGCUCAGGAUUGACCUUAAGCUGCUUCAGGAGCAUGGCAUCUAUAUUAUUGUUGCCAAUUUGUCAAAACCCAUGGUUGCCAACCCGGAAAUAUUGAAGGUGGUUGCGUGGUUGCUGCCCUCGCCUGACAGCGGGGAGGUGAGGGUCGAGGUGACGGUGCCCAGGACGCCCCCCGGGCACACUAGAGCACUGGCCCCUCCUCAGGUCCUCCAAUACACACACUUCACCCUCGCCUGCUCCCUCGACGCCACACACACCUACACAUCGCUGGCCUGCAAGCUGACGACCCCAUCAGUACAUGAGAGUGUGUUGGUGAGGUAUGAGGUGUGUGGCGAGCGGUGGUGUCAGGGUGUCAGCCAGCCUGGGUGUCAGGGUGUCAGCGCGUCUGUGGGGGUGCUGAACCAUACCUACUAUACCAAGCAAAUGAUCUGCCAAAGACCUUUCAGUCUGCAGUCAAGUUUGUCUAUGAGAACCCAAGGAAGUGCCAAAGAAGAACUUGCAUUGAAAUUUGGACUUGUAGAUGUACGGACAGCUGAGGUGGACUUGCUGGAUAACGUUCACAUCAAACUGCAGCUCCACACCCCGUUCCUGCUCCAGGCCCAGGCCGCCUCCGGGGGCAGCUGGUGGAGCAGGUGGCGGGCUAUUAUGGAGGAGGCCAGGAGGGAGGUGAAGACCUUGACAACCCUCGCGAGGACUGUGGUUCGAGGUGUGGCCUCUGACGUGACCUCCACCACCGACCUCUCACAAGUGUGGAGGUCCACGCCCACCUCCUCCCUGGCACAACACCUUCACGCCCACGCCCACGCCCUGCUCCUCGAGUUGAGGGAAGAUGAGCUGCUCAUGGAUAUACUUGACGGCGCCCGAGCAUGUUAUGAUGUAACAAGUGUUAUGAUAGAGGGUGGAGUAGCCUACCUGAGCCACAACUAUGGGCGGAGCAUCAGCGAGGCGCGGGUGGGUGCGGGCGUGUGGGUUGAGGCCGCCCUCGUCCACACAGCAGCUUGGCUCACCCACCUGGGCCAGCGGGCAGCAAACACCCUCAUCUCUACAUUAACCUUCAUUGCUGACCUGCCUGAAGCAUUAUGGAAUUACGGGUUAACAGUGCCGGUGGUAGGGCAGGCGAGCCAGUGGUUGCUGACCCAGGUGAGACAGGUUGGCAAGUCACCAACAUUCACCUACGCCAGAACCUCUCUCAUGUCUGCAGGUCACCUCCUUCACAAGGUGCUGUCCUUAUGGUAUGGUGAAGGUGAUGAAGGCCUGCACCGCCAGAAUACACCAGCUGAAGUCUGGAACCUCUGGGUUCCGUUGCCAAGGUGCAGUCACUCACUGUUCGAUGUGUGGCGUCAUAGUAGCGGGGCGUCGGGUGGCGCCAGGCACCAGGUGUCCCUCUCGUCUGUUGUGGUCCGCUGGUGGCACUUGCUCACUCACCCUGCACGCCUCGCUCUUCACUACACUCCGCCUUUCACAGCUCAAGGUGCGGUCAUCGGAAACACGAACUUCGUGAGCCUUGACGGUCGUUCAUUCAGCCUGUCGUCGCCGUGCGCCCACGUGCUGGUAACUGACGCUCGGGACGGUCUCUUCACGCUCAUCUCUGGCUGGGAUGAUGCCCAACAAGGACGGGACUACCUCCUGCUCCUGGGUAACAUGACAGUCAAAGUUACCCCGGACUUACAGGUUAGCGUGAAUGGAACAGUGGUGAGGCUGCCGUACAUCAGGAGGACAGUGAGUGUGAAGCGCGACCUCCAUCACUUGGUGGUGCGCGCCAGGGACCUGACGGAGCGGGACGUGGUCACGCUCACCUGCUGGAGCCCUCACCACGCCUGUGUGGUCAGCGUCAGCGGCUGGCUCCACGCUCACACCAGGGGACUCCUCGGCAACCUCAACCUGGAUCCAUCAGAUGAUUUCAUGCGACCUAGUGGAAAGGUGGCUGCAGGUGUGGAGGUGUUCGGCGAGAGCUGGCAGGUGGGCCCUGGGUGCCAGGCUGAGGCCGCCAAGGUCACCACCCCGCCCACUACCCUCCCAAGUCACCCUUGUAGCACUCUGCUGCUUCACUACGACGCUCCUCUCUUCCCCUGUCACGAGAGCGUUGAUAUCACUCCCUUCCACGAGAGCUGCGAGAGGCUGCUCGCCUCCUCCCGGCCCACUGAUGGCAACAUCACUCAGGGAGAAGUUGACGUCGCCACUGGUGGAGGCGGAGCUUUUGUGGACCAAUCAGUGGUGAGGAACACUCCAGCACAGCGUGAGGCCAGCCACGCUCAAGCAUGGCUUCAUGUUACUGAUAGUAAUAUAACUGCAUCAGCUGACCCAAACACGACUCAUAUCAAGCUUAAUGGUCAAAGUAUACAAUCGUCAGCUGUUCAUAAUCAAGUUGUAAAUAUUGAUGGCACCAUGCAUCAAGCUGACAAUGCCGGCGCCACAGUGGAAGAGGUUACAACUGUGUGUGACGUAAUGGCAGCAUACGUUACAGUGUGUGGAGAACAUGACGUCACUCUUUCCCUCCCUCCACUCUGCGAUAUAAAGAGCGGGAGGUUGGUGAGGGAGCCAGUGUGGCCCACACAGCGGCUGGACCUGCUGCUGCUGGUCAACGAGGCCAAGUGUGACACCUUCAUGUACCAACACCUGAUCCGGCCCUUGCCUCCAGUGCUCGAGAGAAUUGCAAGACAAAAGAACUUAAGUGACAUAGAUAUAGGUGUGGUUGGGUACGGGACCCGGGGCGGGGAGGUGAUCUACCACACCUCCGGGGCGUCUUUCCUCGCCCCAGUCUCACAGUUCCGGGCCACACAGCCAAGGAACAGACACCACGCCCUGGGCACUCUCCAGCAGGGGCUCAGGGCAGUCACCACCUUCCCCUUCCGCUCUGGAUCAGUUCGAGUUGCCUUCGUUGUGAGCUGUGAUGACCAGGACCUUCCGAAGUUUCCUGAGAGUCUGCCACAAGAGCUGGUCCGUCGUCGCCUGACGCUCUUCACACUCACCCCGGACCGGCUCCUCCUCAACCCCAGUCGUCCCACGGCAGUCAGGAACACCAUAGGUGUGGACAGGUGGCGCGUGUAUAACCUGAGGCUGGACCAUCCCGAGUCUCCCGACACCUGGGGCGUCAAUACUCCCAGCUCUAACAUUGCCCAGGUGGCUCUCAAGAGUGGAGGUGGAGUGUUCUCCGUCACAGCCCUGCGAGAAGACGACAAGGCCCCAUACUACAUGAAACUCUUCCGGAAGGUCCUCAGCAAAGCCAUCGUCAAGGUGGCCAGCAACACCUACAAGCGCCACCUCACACCAACUCCACUGAAUUAAAAACAUUUCUCAGCUCAUUACUGUAGCAAAUGUGACGUGCUGCCUUUAGUACAGCUUUUUUUCAGUCUCAAGCUAUUACUGGCAUUAUAUAAGAUGUAAGACUCUUGAUUUGCUGGAUAAGGUUUUGCUAGAUUGUGUUGAAGGGUAAGGAUGAGUCUCAACACUGAAAAGAAUGGUGUUCCUGGAUACGGAUUAGUUUCAGCCGGGAUCAAGCGUAGAGAGAGUCCUGAUCUCAUAUCCCAAAUGAAUUCUUUACUGUAAUACUUCAUAUUGUGAAGUAAAUAUCCACUUAUAAUUAGUAAUGGUAAAUGAAUUAAGCUUAAUUCUUGAGACGGGGAUCCGAGUCCCAGAAAAUAUUAGCACUCAAUUAUUGAGUUUUGAACAUGUUGCAAAUAAUUUAAUAAUAUAUUAUUUUUAAAGAGCUGACAACGAUGGAGAGAAGCACCGAGAUGAGAAUGCACUUGACUGGUAGAUAGUGUUUCGCCUGUACAGCCUUCUACAUCUACAGUCUAUUAACAUGUUAGUGUUUUACUUCAUGAAAAUAUAUUAAAUUUUGCAGUUAUUGCAAGAGUGAGAGGAUAACAUUAUUGGUUCUUCUGACUUGCCUAAUAUCAUAAAUAGAACUUAACAUUGGAAUAUUUUAAUCGUAGGGAUAAUGUAUGAUAAUUUCUGCAGAGCUAUGGUUAAGUAUUAAAUUCUAAUAUAUAUAUAUAUAUAUAUAUAUAUAUAUAUAUAUAUAUAUAUAU
Molecule: messenger RNA, 11830 nt
Organism: Procambarus clarkii (red swamp crayfish)
Lineage: Eukaryota; Metazoa; Arthropoda; Malacostraca; Decapoda; Cambaridae
Source: RefSeq, a predicted model, not a curated record